Vanessa tameamea is the source of this 1427-nucleotide messenger RNA. Its product is annotated as T-box transcription factor TBX1-like. Gene Ontology annotation, biological process: cell fate specification; regulation of transcription by RNA polymerase II; positive regulation of DNA-templated transcription. The record is from RefSeq and is a predicted model, not a curated record. Gene Ontology annotation, molecular function: DNA-binding transcription factor activity, RNA polymerase II-specific; RNA polymerase II cis-regulatory region sequence-specific DNA binding. Lineage: Eukaryota; Metazoa; Arthropoda; Insecta; Lepidoptera; Nymphalidae. Gene Ontology annotation, cellular component: nucleus. The transcript has 9 exons. The coding region runs from base 168 to 1271 and encodes 367 amino acids.
AGGCCGCCGCAUUGGGCGGUAGGCGGGUAUGGGCGGCGUGGUGGCAAGCGCGCGCCGACGACAGAAGUCUUCGCCUCGCGCCGCGGUACGCGCGCGCAAGAUUAACGUACAGAAAACUGAUUUAUCGCGACCCAUUGAAAAAAUAAUCGCCUGCCAGAGGAUAUGUGAUGGAGGGCCAGGACUGGCGCGACGACUGGCACCAGCCACGCCAGAUGGACGGCGUGGUUUCCAGCCAAUUCCCUAGAGGCGGGUUCCACCUCCACUCUCUGGCGCAGCGAGUGAGCCGUGAUCAAGAUCAGCUUCCGGUUUUGCCGCCGCUGCAUAAUGUACGGGAUAAUGCAGUGUGCUCCCGCAGUACAUAUUCUCCCUUGCAAGCGCUCAGCGAGAGCACGUGUCGCGACCACGGCGCGCAGUCCGCGCCGCCGCCGCAGCCGCCGCCGCCGCGGAUGCAGGUUUCGAAUCAGAACGUGACGCUCCACCCGGCGGUGGCGCGCUGCAGCGCGUCCCUCGAGCUGGCCACUCUCUGGCGAAGCUUUCACGAACUCGGCACAGAGAUGAUCGUGACGAAGGCCGGCCGCCGAAUGUUCCCCGCUCUACAAGCGAGGCUCUCCGGCCUGCUGCCCAACGCGGACUAUUUGCUGCUCGUGGAUUUCAUACCUUUAGAUGAUAAAAGAUAUAGAUACGCUUUCCACAGCUCGAGCUGGGUGGUGGCGGGCAAGGCGGACCCGGUGUCGCCGCCGCGCAUCCACGUGCACCCCGACUCGCCCGCCGCCGGCGCGCACUGGAUGCGCCAGCUCGUGUCCUUCGACAAGCUCAAGCUCACCAACAACCAGCUCGACGAUAAUGGACACAUUAUCCUCAACUCGAUGCAUCGCUACCAGCCGAGGCUCCACGUAGUGUACCUGCCGGGCGAAGGCCACAGUACCGCUCCUGGUACGGUACCGUACCGUACUUUUAUCUUCCCUGAAACCGGUUUUACUGCGGUCACGGCUUACCAGAAUCAUAGAAUAACGCAGUUGAAAAUAGCGAGCAAUCCGUUCGCUAAAGGAUUCCGCGACUGUGAUCCUGAUGAUUGUCCCCCAGAGCAGAGUUCGCAACGCGGACCUGCGCGACGUCGUGAGCCCGCGCCGGAGCCCUACCCGCUGGCGCAGCCCUACGCCGCCGACCCCAGCGCCAGCGGCCCGCUUUACGCUGCGCACGCGCACCCAGUACGGUACCAACCACACACUGGCCACAAUAGUGCAUACACAGCGUAUUACGCACACAGAUAAACAAUAUAUGUUACAGUAGUACAAUACUGUGAUAAUGUAGGAAGUUACUUAUAUACAACUCUUUUGGGGUUCAACAGCUGAUCAAUUAGAAUUUAAGUGACUUGAGCAUGAAAUGUAACUAUGGGAGAUUGUUUUUUUUCAACGUUUUUGGUACUC